AUGAAGAAAUAUAUAGGAAAACUCAAACAUAUUACAAUUCGUUAUGAGAAAAGUUCAAAUAUUAUAAUAGUUUUUGGUGGGGUCAAAAUUAUCCUCUCAGAAACACACUGUUUAGAAUAUCUUUUAGUAUAUUAUUUUAUGGAUAAACAUAUCGAUUAUUGCUUAAAUUGUGAUAUUUGUAAAGCUCUUUUGAAAAAAUGCAGCGGUUUUAUGUAUUAUAAUUAUCAUGCACUAUAUAAAUAUCUUUGUCCAAAAAAAACAUGUAAAAAUUUAGUAAAUGCUGUUAAUAAAGAGUUUAUAAAGAAGAAGGUUCUUUUAAGAAAAGAAGCAGGAAAUCCUGAUUAUAAUACAUACAUAAAGAUCAAAGAAAUAUGUACUGGAUUAACAUCAUAUUCCAGUUUUACUUUAGAAUUAUCUGCUUUUUGCAAGGUGCCUUGUGAUAUAAAUAAUUUAGUAAAUUUCGAAAUAGAUAUACUUAAAGAAAGCAACACUAUUUUAUUGUUAAAUGUUAUUUGUUUCAACUAUAUUGGUGUAUACUGUUUAAAAAAUAAUUUAAGUUAUGCAUCUAUUGAUAAAAGAAUAUUUAUAGGGACUUGUCCUAGUUAUUUAAAUAAAUUGUAUUCUGCAAUCAAAGAAAUAUAUACUAAUGCAUCAGCUCAUGAUAAAAGAAUUAAUAUUUUAAUCAAAAUACUUGGCAAAGGAACGUUUAACGAUAAUAAAUGUAAAAAAAAAAAAAUAACUGAAACAUGUAAAAAUUCUACUAUAGAACAAAAAAUAUUUAAUACUAAAUGUAACAAAUUACUUCCACCAAUAUCAGUACCUUUAGCUACAACUGAAUCAGCUACGAGUUCACCAAGUUUACCGACUGUAAAUUCAUCAAUUGUAAAUUUAUCAACUAUGAAUUCAACUAUACACAUAUCAAUUACACGCACAUCAAUUGCAUACUCGUUAUUCACAAAUUCAUUAAUAUCUACAUAUUUAAGGCCUAGAUCAACAGUAUCACCUGAUAAUCAUAGAAAAACCUAUAGAAUCAAAACAUAA
Molecule: messenger RNA, 1041 nt
Organism: Pneumocystis jirovecii RU7
Lineage: Eukaryota; Fungi; Ascomycota; Pneumocystomycetes; Pneumocystales; Pneumocystaceae
Exons: 3
Coding region: 1-1041 (346 amino acids)
Source: RefSeq, a predicted model, not a curated record